Messenger RNA from Anguilla anguilla (European eel), 4991 nucleotides. RefSeq lists its product as uncharacterized. The transcript is spliced from 21 exons. The coding region runs from base 407 to 2542 and encodes 711 amino acids. The record is from RefSeq and is a predicted model, not a curated record. Gene Ontology annotation, molecular function: pseudouridylate synthase activity; kinase activity. NCBI's taxonomy places the organism in Eukaryota, Metazoa, Chordata, Actinopteri, Anguilliformes, Anguillidae.
AAAACACCACUCGCUUACUAUUAGUUGCAAGUUAGCCGUGCUGCAAGUCGGUUGUUUUAUGUUGAGUAUAUCACGGUAGUUUAUAUUUCCGCAAAAACAAAAAAAGAAAGAAAGAAAGAAGGGAAACAAGAAAGCAAGCCAUAUGCUCAGACUGCUAUUGGAAUAUUUUACGGUUUAUUAUUUCCCUUUUAGUUUUAUUAGGUCAGCAAAUGCAAACGAGUCUUGAAAAACAAAGCAACUCUUGCUUGAGAAUGCAAGGUGACUAUGCCGGCAAAGUUCACCAAAUGCAAACGCAGACCACUGCAAACAAAGUGCUCGGGUCAAAGUUUAUUUUUUCCGGCACACAGACAAGAAGUUUUUUUUUUUUAGUUUGAUUUUUUUUAUUUUGGAAAGAGCGGGAUCCACAAUGCUCGGUAGAGUUUCCACGUUUCUGCAGAGAUGUUCCCUCCCAGCGUUCCACAGAUGCUGGCUGCACGAUAGCCUGUUCCAAGUCCAUCCCUCUGUGUCAGAGGCACUGGCAGAAAACAAGCCAGUGGUGGCGCUAGAGAGCACCAUCAUUACCCACGGGAUGCCCUAUCCACAGAACCUUAGUACAGCUCAGGAAGUGGAGGCCAUAGUGAGAGCCCAUGGGGCGACGCCCGCCACGGUCGGGGUCCUGCGGGGCCGGGUACACGUGGGCCUGUCCCAGGAGCAGCUCCACUUCCUGUCCUGCAGCCGGGCCUCCCUCAAAGUGUCCCGGCGAGACGUGCCCUACGCCGUCAGCAAGGGCCUCUCCGGAGGCACCACUGUCUCCGGCACCAUGAUCGCGGCUCACAGGGCCUCCAUACCCGUCUUUGUGACCGGGGGCAUCGGAGGAGUGCACCGAGACGGGGAAAACUCGAUGGACGUGAGCGCGGACCUGACGGAGCUCGGCCGCACGCCCGUCGCCGUGGUUUCGGCAGGCGUGAAGUCCAUCCUGGACAUCGGCCGCACCCUGGAGUUCCUGGAGACCCAGGGCGUGUGUGUGGCCACCUUUGGGAAGUCCAGGGACUUUCCCGCCUUUUUUUCUCCUCAGAGUGGGUUCACUUCCCCUUACAACGUGACUGAUGCAGAAGAGGCAGCGGAGCUGAUUGAGGCCAUGUUGACACUGGGACUGCAGAGUGGGGUGCUGCUGGCAGUGCCCAUCCCAGAGGAGCACGCAGCGGCUGGCCAGCUCACCCAGGAAGCCAUCCGCGCCGCAGUGGCAGAGGCCAGUGAAAAGGGUAUCAGAGGGAGAGAUGUGACUCCGUUCAUCCUGCAGAGGGUCAGUGAGCUGACGCAAGGCCAGUCCCUCCAGGCCACCCCAGACAUGGCCCUCAUCCGCAACAACGCGAGGGUGGGCAGUCAGAUCGCACGCGCCCUCUCCGAACUGCGGCGACGCAAGAGGAGCGAGUCCCCGCCCCCCCGCGGGGAAAAGACUCCGCCCCCCCGAAAGGAGAAGACUCCGCCCACGCCCACCAAGGCUGUUGUCAUUGGUGGCAUCAAUGUGGACUUCGUUGCCAAAGGAAAAACAGAAAAGCUAUUGUUUGGCCAGACCAAUCCUGGAAGUGUCUGUCAAGCAUACGGAGGGGUAGGAAGAAAUAUUGCUGACUGCCUUACUCGACUGGGGGAGAGACCCCUGCUCAUUUCGGCUGUGGGGGCCGACUCACAAGGUGACAUCGUCCUGAGUCACUGUGGCCACAUGAACACAUGUGGCAUUGCUAGGAUGCGAGAGCAAAGAACUGCAACUUACUGUGUUGUGAUCACCGGGAGCGGCGAGCUCAGCCUGGGAUUGGGCGACAUGGAUAUUCACCAGCGAAUCACGGCGCAGUAUGUGGCCCAGUUUGAAGAGCAGCUGUCCAGCGCGUCUCUCGUCUGUGUGGACGGGAACAUCCCGGUCGCCACCAUCGACUACGUUUGUUCCCUUUCCAGGAAGCACGCGUUGCCAGUGUGGUACGAGCCCACAGACACAGACAAGGCCUCCAAACCCUUCAUGUCCGACAGCUGGAAGAACCUCAGCUACACCUCACCCAACCUAGCGGAGCUGUGCGCCAUGAACCGGGCGCUGGGCCUGUCCACACCUGCAGUGUUGCCGAGCGACCCGGACGAGGUGCUGGACUGUGCUGCGACUCUCUCUCGCCCCCUCCUGGAGCACCUGCAGUGCGUGGUGGUGACUCUGGGCCCCCUGGGAGUGCUGGUGUGCGGGGAGCACGAGGACGGGAUGGUGCGUCUGGCACCCCGGAGAAAUGGGAGGACCGGCAGGCUGUGUGCCGUCCACUACCCAGCCAUACCCCUGAACCCAGCGGACAUUGUCAACGUUUCGGGAGCUGGAGAUAGCCUGGCCGGUGGCCUGAUGGCGGGGGUCCUGCGGGGGCUACGCACGGACGACAGCGUGCGCCUCGGGCUCCUGGCGGCGCGGCGCUCUCUGGCGUCCCGCCAUCCCGUCGCCCCGUCGCUCAGCAGCGACACCGUCAACCUGGCGAGGGUCCGCUCCCAGGCCUGGCCCCGGCCCAGCUGCCGCUGGAUGGAGGAGCUCGGCCAAUGAGAAGGGCGAGAAUGGCCGGGCUCUGCCCCGUGGACCAAUGAGGAGGCUGGGAUCGGUGCGGUUACUUUGGGCUGCAGCCAAGAUGGGUUUCAGAUGUUUUAAUUAUCUACCUUAAUCCCGUUGUACUAUACAUUAACUCAUUUUUCUAUAUUUUCACAUUUAUACAGUGUGUAGAAAUCAUAUGGAGAUAUGCUAGAUGGAUACACCCAAGCUUGGCAAAGGCUCUGUUUACUGCAUCAAAAACAUUAAAGUUUGCUUCCUAUUUUUAAGUUUCACUGCUGUGAUAAGUAUGCUGUUUUGUAAUCCUGAAUUCCGAUAUUCAAAAACAAAUUCAAUAUACAAUUUUAUCUUGUGCCAUUUUUUACUAUUCAUUCACGUCAGUGUACCUGGGGUGUGGUCUGAGGAAGAAGAUAAUAGAACUCUGAAAAUGCAAUGAAGUAUUGGACUUGAAUUGGUUCAGCUGAUUUUGGGUGAUCACCUUGAAAAAGCUCAUUGUCUAAACUUUACAUGAACUGUCCCCUUAGAAACUGAUCCUGGAUUAGAAUCCACAUUGAGUCCAAAGUGGCUGGAGGUUGGUACAGGGUUGAAAGAAACGGUGAACAAAAACAUUACGUAGCCAAUAAGCAGAAAAAGGCGGGGUGUCGGAGAAGGUUUAUAAGCAGUCUGCACAGUAGCAGUGAAAGUCAUUCGCUUUUUUAUUUUUUCAAAGGCCUUUCAAUGGAUAGCAAAUUAUCUGUGACGGGCUGCUGCUGUGUGAUCCUGCUGGUCUCUGCGCAAAUUCUGCGUGGUGCUGGGUUUGCCGUCGGGGCGAGGGGAACAGGGGUGGUCCAGACGCCGGGGCCGGGGGAUUUCGGCGUUCGGUUUGGCUCGCACUCGCGAGGGGGGCGGCGAGCGGAGCCAGGCCGUCCCGGGCCGGUGGAAGACCCGCAGGACGAGGGCGGUUACUUUAGCAGCGUUCUCGAUCGAGUCGGACCCGAGCCGCCCCGAGGAAGACCCGGCCCCCGAGGAAGACCCGGCCCCCGAGGCACCGGACGCAGGCGCCGGCCGCAGAACAGGGGCAAAGCUCACCGAUAUGGCAAAUUCAACUCCGACACGCACGGCUGCCAUGGCAUCCAGACACGGAGCUGCGCAGCCCCUGCAGACUGCGCAGGCUGCCUGGGGCUCUACACCUGUGACCUCACAAUCAGCACAUGCAAACUGAAGGGAAUCUCCCGGACAACAGAUGUGUUUUCUCAGAGCCUUCGGGACAUCUGAUCCAAGGCAGCAAUCGAUGACCUUUGAAUUUGCUGAGGAGGAUGCAUGCAUUUUUCAUUUGUAGGUUGUCUAUAAUGUUAGUUAUAGAACAACGUGCAUUGCUUUAAAUUUGUCUAAUGAGUCACAACAUAAAGCUUCUGUAUGUAAUUUUGCUUCUUUUUUUCUGUAGGCUGUACAAGACUAUUCAUCUAAAAAAAUGUAAAAUAUGUUCAUGUUUUUUUUUUUCAUGGUUUGAUCGUGUCUGUAGAGUGUAUUUAUCUGUGGCCUUUGAGACAUUUUUCAUUUAUAUAAUUAAUUACUUUUAAAAUAUCUUUUUCUUGCCAUACCAUAAUAUUUGCUCCAGGCUAAUUGCAGGACUUGGAAAACAUAUGAAAUUGAAUGUUUAUAAAGUCUGUGCAGAACAGGUUGUACUGUGGAAGAGUCAAAACACAGAAUCCAAUAUGUUAGUUUUUAAAUGAACUUCCACAAAGCUAUUAUGUGCAUUAAUUAUGUCAAAUGUAUAAAUUACACUGGUAAUGUGUCACACAUUGAGGUUUUAUAUUUUGUAAUAAAUUAGACCGUAAGAUCAUGCCUGCAAAUGAAAGAAACACAGCAAAGAACACAGUAAUUGUGUGGGAAAAUAUUAUGUCCUAUAUUCUCAUUAAAUUAAUUAGAUUGGUGCAUUAAUAUAUUAAUAUAAAACAAUAAUUAUAUGUUAUUAUACAUGAAUAUUAAAUUAUUGAAAGUCCUGCCAUGGAAGUCACAGUCCAGGGAAUGCACAGAGGAUUUUUCACUGUUACUCCGCUGUUUUUGCUUUCACUGUAAAGGUUUGUACACACAGCCGUGAGAGAGAAAAGGAAAUGAAAACAUUGAAACAUUUUCAUACUUUCACUUGUAUGGAACUUCACUGAGCCCUGGAAACUCAGACAAUGAGCAGAGGGAGUAUGGUGGUCUCAAAAUAUACAAUUUUUGGUUAGAGAAAAAGUUUUUUGUGUGGAGUUUCCAAAUGAAGCCGAACACACUGCCUGUGGAGAUUCUCUGUAUAUUUAUUCUUUUUAAAACUGACCUGCAGCGUAAUCUCCACAAACACAAACAUAAAUCACCACAGAACAUAAAUAAAGUUAUAUAAUAAAUAGAUAUAAUAAAGUUUUAUAAUACAGUUCAGUUACUUCUUAUUUUGUCACGGCCACUGAAAUGAAAUAAAAAAUGGAAGCCA